Messenger RNA from Ostreobium quekettii, 1083 nucleotides. The record is from the annotation of a GenBank genome assembly. Lineage: Eukaryota; Viridiplantae; Chlorophyta; Ulvophyceae; Bryopsidales; Ostreobiaceae.
AUGGGCGAUGGCCCUGCCGUCGCCCCGCCCGUGGGCAUGGCCCCGCUGCUGCUGACGUUCUCGCCCGCCGACCUCGAGCAGCGGUACGAGGAAUGGGCCAACGCCGGCCUGCUGGCGGAUGCCGACAGGACCUUCCUGAUCCUCGCGAUGGCAUCACGAGCCGUCGCCCUGGCUUGGCCCGCGGCAGGGGCCGGUGGAUCGCCGGGGCUGGCGCUGAUGAUGGCGCGGGCGGCGUGGCCGACGCUGGCAUGGAUGCUGUGGGCGGCGGCGGACCUGGGCCUGCGGGCGGCGGCGGGGCGCGGCGGCCUGGGCGCCUGGCGCACGCCGCUGGUCAUAUCCACCAGGUUCAUGACCACCCUGGAGGCGGGCCUGGGAUGCUCCGACGCCGCCAGCGGCCUCCUGCUCACCGCCCUGUCCCCCCGCUCCCUUCUCUUUUCCGCUCUCUCCUACUCCGGCCUCUGGUCGCUGCUCAUCAUGGCCCUCGCCCAGCCGCUGCCCUUCCGCUGGCACAUCCCCGUCCACGCCGUCGCCCUCGCCUUCGUGGCCAUCAACGCCGGUGUGCCCACGUGCGCUGCUGCAUCAUGCGCGGGCAUGUGCUCCCAGUGCCGCGAUGAGGCAUUCGCCUGGCACACGAUCGACGGGAUGACGUCACUGCUGGACGGAGCGGCACGGGCGUGUUUGGAGGUGACCUUUGGGGUCGGCAACUUGCCGGGCGCGCUGGAGUGGACGGUGGAGCAGCCUUGCCUCCAGCUGGUGCUAUUUCUGCAGCUGUUCCUGGGCUUCCUGGUGGCCUCCUACUUCGUGUGGCUGCUGGAGCGGCGCAGCAGGGUGGAAUUCAUCUGGCGGGCGGGCCUUGGGGCCCACGCCGUGGAGCAGCUGCCGGCCUUUUCUUGCGUCAUGCACGGCGUGCUGACGUGGGUAGCCUUCGGCGUGACGUGGAGGGUGCUGCUGUACUUCACCCCGGGAUCCGGAACCUGGGGGCCGGCGCCGGAGAGGCUCCGGGCGCCAGGGGGCGCGGCGGGGGCGGCGGCCCGGAACGGGUCCAUCGCCGGGGUGUGGGAUUGGCGUUGGGCCGCGGCGUGA